ACCACAUCCUGGUUUGACUUCACAAGAUGCUGACAUUCAUACAGUUUAACGGUUUUCCUGUCAAUUUUCGGAUCACAUUCAUAUGAAGACAUAUACAUGCUCUGGAAAGGUAUAUUUUCUCUCAUCGCUAGUUUAAGAGCACACACACACAUUCACUGUGUGAUAAAUAAUUACAAACCAUGGUAGGCUACUGUCCAAUCUGUGGGAAGCCUGUCUACUUUGGUGAGAAGAAGAGAUCUUUAGGUAGGGACUACCAUCCUCUCUGUCUGAAGUGUCAGAAGUGCAACAGACAGCUCACAGCUGGACAACAUGCUGAGUAUGACGAGAAGCCAUAUUGUUCACACUGCUAUAUGAAGAUGUUUGGCCCGAGAGGUAACAGGUGACCGAUGUUGCCAUGGCACUGCACAUCAUCCUCAUGGCAGAGACCAGACUGACCCAGAAUGGACAAACGCUUAUGUUUAAAAGAGCUGAUUCAUAAUCUAGAAAGUUAAGGCAAGAUAUGAUGAGAAUGACAGAGGAGGACAUGAGGCAUACAUUGGCUUUGUUCCUUUUUCUAAUGCUUUCAUAAAUUAGAAUGCUUUUAUCAAUGUAAUGUUUGUUCACUUCUGUUAUGCAUUGUAAAUUUCAAAGUUAUUAAACCAUAGAUGUC
Molecule: messenger RNA, 649 nt
Organism: Melanotaenia boesemani (Boeseman's rainbowfish)
Lineage: Eukaryota; Metazoa; Chordata; Actinopteri; Atheriniformes; Melanotaeniidae
Exons: 4
Coding region: 180-383 (67 amino acids)
Biological process (GO): intrinsic apoptotic signaling pathway in response to DNA damage; regulation of gene expression
Molecular function (GO): zinc ion binding
Source: RefSeq, a predicted model, not a curated record